This is a messenger RNA of Austrofundulus limnaeus, 2388 nucleotides long. Its product is annotated as calmodulin-lysine N-methyltransferase. Lineage: Eukaryota; Metazoa; Chordata; Actinopteri; Cyprinodontiformes; Rivulidae. Gene Ontology annotation, molecular function: calmodulin-lysine N-methyltransferase activity. The record is from RefSeq and is a predicted model, not a curated record. Gene Ontology annotation, cellular component: cytoplasm.
GGUGGUCAGGUGGGACUGCGAGGUGGAUAUUUCAGUGCUGGAAGAUCACUUCGAUAUCAUCAUGUGUGCAGACUGUUUGUUCCUGGACCAGUACAGAGCCAGCCUGGUUGAUGCCAUAAGGAGAUUAUUGCAACCCAACGGUAUGGCAUUAGUGUUCGCUCCACUGCGAGGUGAAACUCUGAGUCUGUUCUGUGAGUUAGCCCAGCAGGCCGGACUGUGCGUUUCCCAGCACCAGCAGUACGAUGCUCAGGUCUGGAAUGUUCACUUAAAGAUGCUGAGAGAAGGGAAGCAAGCAUACGAUGAGAACAUUCACUAUCCUCUCCUCAUCACCCUGACCAAAGGACCUCAACCUGUCAACCACGCUCAGUAAACCACAAGAGAGCUCCACUCUAUAUUUUUGUGUUUGGAAGCAGAGUGGGACAAAGUCAGUAUGUUUCAGCCAUGUGCCAGACUACUAUCAGUUCAGAGGAUGAUCAGAGUUUUAAAUAAAACCCUGUCCAGAUGUAUUAAUCAUUAUACCAAACUGUCGUCUGGUCAGACAAAAGCCAGAUAACCAGUCAGUAUUUUGCUUAAAAUUCAAUCAUAUAAUGAGCCUUUUUAAUUAUCCACUCAUUUUUGUUUUCUUAUUUCAGCUAACAAGACAAAUAUUCAGUCAGAUACUUAAUUUUUGUUAAACUAGUUAUCCACAUAGUACAUCACAUUAAUAUUUUUACAUGUAUCAGGUAUUCAGUGAGUUCUUUCCCCCUUUAACCAGUCACUGUUAACCCAAGCCACUGUGUUUCUGUCCUCAGCAUGGAGGCCAUCUUUAAUUCACUGACUGUCACAGUGUGAAGCAACUCACAGUUUCCUCUCCUUCCACCUCUAAUUUCUUUUAACACAGCUCAUUCAUCCCAGCCAGAGGUCAGCACAAGAACUUCAUUUGUGCAUUUCUUACAACGGUGCAUUAACACAUUAAGGCACAUUCAGAUUAAAAGAGCAAUCGUUGCUUCCAGGAGCUGCAGAUUGCAUAUUACACAACGUUAUUGCCACGGGACAAGUAGAGCCAAUUAAAUGACACCUUGAUUAAUUUGACACAACUCUGUUGGCGUUACAAUGUGUUUGAGCGGAACAACACACUGAGUUUAAUUCUGUAAUUCUGUGACCUUUAAUUCCGCUCUUCACUUGUGGUUUGAGUUUUUGAAAUUGAAUUGAUGACUUUUAUUAACUAAUGUGUAGAACUCAGCCUCAGAUCUGCUGUGUCAGAUGUCCUGGUUUUGAAGUGAGACACCUGAACGUGUGGAAGUGGAUCCUGCAGAGACAAGAUAAAGACUCUUACAGAACCACUGUAUUUGCAUUUAUUGACCAGAUACUGUGGAAUUGAUUUUAAAAAAUUGUUUGUGUGUGAGUGAAGUUGUUGCCAUUAUCAGUUUGACAGGAUGUUUUAUUUAAACCAGUUAAGUUAGAUUGUAUGUAUGAACAACACAACUUUCUGGUUUCUGUUGUUUACACUUCUGAGUGUGUAAAGAAUAAUAAUAAUAAAUUAAUUAUUUUUUCUUCUGAUAACCACUAUUCAGAGCAUACAGGUGAAAAGUUGACAUUGGUACUGGUGAAUGGGGAUGGGGACCUCAUAAGUGGGCCCAUUACUCUUCCCAAAGAGACACUGAGCUUUUAAUCAAAGCUUUGUGUCCCUCGGGUGAAGAAAACCAGGUUAGAAAAGUUGAUACGUUGAAUGAUUAAACAGCAGCCAAGUGUUUUCUGUUACCGCUGUGAGCGUUCAUGAGCUGCAGCUGUUAUCAGACAUGUCUCACAUAAACGUCUCUAAGAGAAAGAGGAAACUCAUUUGUUGAAGAACAUACAAGAACAUAAUGGGUGCCAAGUGUAAAAUAAAACGUUAAAAAUGUCACUAAUGCAUUUGUAUUAUUUAGCUCACUUCCUGAGUGUAAAAUCUUGGUUAAAACAUUUCCAGUAACAUUUUAUUAUUUACCUCAUUAUUAUUAAAUUUUGCUAAUGUUUGCUAAAUGUUGUUUUAUGAGUUAAAUUAUAAAUCUAAAUGUAAAAGUUAAAUAAAUUCUAAAUGCUAUGGCUAAAUGUUAAUGUUUACAUUUCAGUAUUGCGGAAUGGAACGCACCCUUUGUGAUGAUGACAAAAACAACAGCUGACGCUUCCCCACAAGACAUCAAAUUUGCAGUUGCGGCUGGUGUCCAAGCUGCACUAAAAAUUGUUGAACUGCAGGUACAGUCCAUAUCAUUUUCAGUGAACAGGUUUUAAAUUUAAAUUUUAAAUUCCAUCUUCAGCAGUGUUAGCAGCAGUAGCCUUGUUAGUGGCAUUAGUGGUUCCUUUUGUCGCAGGAUGAUGAUGUCACAAUAAAAGCUAAGCACCAACAGCAAAGGCUGUGUCCCAGUGAGUAAU